AUGUAUCACCAACAUCAGGGCCCUAGUGAGCUCUUCACUACUAGGACGACCUUUCCCAUGGAGAGGCAUCUGUUUCUGCACGGAGGAAGUACGCAAGGAGAUUCUGGGCUAGUUCUCUCAACCGAUGCAAAACCAAGGCUCAAAUGGACACCCGAGUUACAUCAGCGAUUUGUAGACGCGGUCAAUCAAUUGGGUGGAGCAGAGAAAGCUACUCCAAAAACAGUCAUGAGGCUUAUGGGCAUUCCAGGACUCACCUUGUAUCAUCUGAAAAGCCACCUCCAGAAAUACAGGCUCAGUAAGAACCUCCAAGCUCAAGUUAACGUCGGGACAAACAAGAACACCAUAGGAUGUGCAAUUGCAGCUGAUGGCAUGCCCGGAACAAGUGUGCCAGAGAUGAUCAAUACAAAUGCCAUUCCACAGCCAGAGAAAACUAUGCAAAUUGGUGAAGCCCUACAGAUGCAAAUCGAGGUGCAGAGACAAUUAAACGAACAACUUGAGGUACAACGGCAUCUGCAACUACGGAUAGAAGCCCAAGGGAAGUAUCUGCAGGCAGUUCUAGAGCAGGCACAAGAGAGCCUUGGAAAACAGAAUUCGGGUCCUGCAAACCUGGAAGAUGCAAAGAUGAAAAUAUCAGAACUAGUCUCACAAGUAUCAAAUGAAUGUUUCGGCAGUGGAGUUACAGAGAUAAAAGAAAGUUCAAGUAUGCACAGACUAGAGCCGAGGCAAAUCCAGUUCAUGGAAAGUUCAACCAAUAACUGUUUGACUGCAGCCGGAGGAUUCAUCAAUGAGCAUAGACUACACAGCCAUGGAAUGCUCAAAGCAUAUGAUGAUAGUUCAAUAUUUUGCAGAAAGCACUCUCCUGACCAUGAGUAUCAGUUUUCCCUUAAUAGAAGCCUAAGCGAGCGUAAGAUGGGUCAUUUGCAAAAUGUGAAUGAGUACCACAAAGCAGAGUUUGGAAGUGAAAGUGACAUGGAGAUUCAACAGGAAUAUACUACACCUCAAAAGAAUGGCAGAGGCAGCACCGCCAGUUCGGCCUCAGGAAGCAAAGAAAGAGAUGCAGACAGACUAUAUCUUGAAGAAGCAAACUGCAAGAGACAAGCGGUUGAACAUUCCGGUUUUGAGCAUCCAAGUUCUGGGAAGAAAAUUGAUCUGAACACUCAAAACACUGAUGAUGGUGAUCAAGGGUAUAGGCAUUUUGAUUUAAAUGGCUUCAGCUGGAGCUGA
Triticum turgidum subsp. durum (durum wheat) is the source of this 1224-nucleotide messenger RNA. The record is from the annotation of a GenBank genome assembly. NCBI's taxonomy places the organism in Eukaryota, Viridiplantae, Streptophyta, Magnoliopsida, Poales, Poaceae.